Messenger RNA from Rhineura floridana, 2849 nucleotides. It is a transcript of the gene FAM228B, whose product is annotated as family with sequence similarity 228 member B. Bases 21 to 1343 code for a protein of 440 amino acids. The record is from RefSeq and is a predicted model, not a curated record. NCBI's taxonomy places the organism in Eukaryota, Metazoa, Chordata, Lepidosauria, Squamata, Rhineuridae. The transcript is spliced from 11 exons.
CCGGGCCGGCGGGCGGGGGCAUGGAGGCCGCGGGGGGCAACCUGGGCACCAUCCAGCGGGGGCUCUUUACAUCCACGCCUAGAGAGGGCCAUCCUCCUCCUGCGGAGCUCCCGAAGCGAACUGAUUCAUCAACAUCCUUCAGUAGUGAAAGUUCAGGAGAAGACUGGCUUAUAAAGGUUUGCUGUCCAGGAGCCCGGCAUCGAUACUGUAGGCAUGUCCCCGCCCAAAAGCGUAUAUCAUCACAGCCCCAAAAGACAGGAUUCCCACACUGUUUGGAUAAAGAAGAUGAGUUUGUAGAGUCUACAGAACAGAUGCCUAUUACAUCUUACCAGGGCUACCCAAGAGUGCCAAGGCAGGAAAGCUCAGACUUACAGUGGCUCAUAAGACUUCGCUGUCCAAGGGCCCAAAUGGAACAGAUGAUGGCAGAUCCAAAACAAUCUCUUCCAGCAGUGUCUACGUCCUUGAGUAGAUCACCUAGCAAGACUUGCAGAAGUAUUCCAUCUGGAGGCACAAAAGCUUCAGAAAGUUGGCUAACCCAGAAGCAUUUUUCCAUUGCACAGGCUAUAUUUAAUGAAAGCCAGGAUGUUGUUGGCACUACCCAGGCCCUGUUGGAAAGAGAGAACAACUUUGUAAGGGAAGUAGACAGGUAUUUGAAGCACAGUGAUUUCUUAGCUCUAAGGAGGAGGGAAAUGCUGUACAAGAAAUGGUUUGAGAGCGUUUCGAGCCCACUACUACAGAAAAUUCAGGACAAAGUUGACAACCAAUCAAGUGAAGAAAUAGAGAAAAGGAAGCGAAAGGAGCUCUCCCUUUACUUAAACUACUGUAAUAAGAAGGUAUUGGGCAGCACAUUUUUAGAAAGUUAUAGUCAUUCCUCUUAUGAUCCUUUCUUUCUGAAGAGUUCUACAAACACUUGGAAGGCUUCAGUUCCGCCUUUAUAUGACCCCUUGUUAAAGGAGAUACAAGGAAGGUACCUUGAGGCCGGCAUUAUUCAGCAGUGUGACACAGGAAAAAUAUACUCCUCCAAAGAGAUGAAUGGACUUCAUAAGGUUGAACUGCCGCUGCUUCCUCUGAGUCGGCAACUUAUGAAUCCAGUAGAGUGGCUGAAAAUUCCAGCUGGGUACAUGGAAAGUGAGAUUCGUCAAAACAGCCGGAGAAAAAUGAGCACAACUAGAAACGUGAGUUCUAUGGAUUUCAAGAGUUGGGGUGAUCCGUCCUGGCUUCUACUGAACAAGAGACGUCCCUCUGCCAGGAAACCAGAUUUCACCUGCAUGCCCAGUCUUUUGACAAAUCAAAUGCUAACUGGCUCAUCAGUUUGGAAAUCAGCAAUAAAAUCUGCUUCCUAAUGAUACGUCUUUGAAAUGGGUUUCUCGUCCAAGAUGUAAACCAAAAGCAGUGUGGAUAAUGAGCCACAGUUGCAGUAAAUAUUUUCAAACAACAGUAAAUCCUCAGUUUUUGCAAUAGACAGAGAUAGUUCAGGAUGAUGUACAACAACCUACAGAAAUUAUAUAUUUAUACUGUCAGGUUAGGAGUCAUACCGUGUGUGUGCAGCUUUUACUUUUCAGUAUAUUGCCUUACAUAUGGGAAAUCAUGCAGGAGGAAAGUGUUAUGUGUGCUUUAUAAUAGUCCAGGAACACAUGGAUUAAAUGCUCUGCAAAUGUGCACAGAACUAUUUUGUAAAUUUAACAGCAGUGCGGCCUUUGCUAUACGAGUAAGCUCUUUAGCAGUUAUUGAUUCUGGCCACAGUGCAAUAACAUAAAGCACAGACAUAUUUACAGUAGGGAAUCCUUCAUUUAAAUGGGUUUGAAAUAUUGGGUUGUAUCAAAAGCACCAUCAGUGUAGUUCUGCUGGUGCAGAGACACUCCUAUUUCCUCUCCUUCCCCUGCACAUCCCCAGAAUCUCCAGAGAGAGAAGAAAGGAGGGGAAGUGGCAAAAUGGGAGUGUUGGAUACCGCCCAUAAGAGUGUGCGCAUGGAGGUGUGUGUGUAUAAGUACAAAUACACACAAUAUGUAAUAUAUAAUAUACAUAGACACAAAAUGCAGACAUAUUUUGUUACAGUUGACUAUGGUUUCCUCUCAUAUAAAAAUCCCCCUCCAAAAUAAAUGGGGCUUGAAUAGGAGAUGGUCUUGGUGGACUCGUCCACUUAGUGUCCUGUUGCUGACUUUACCUAGUUCAGUUAAAAAGUAUUGUAUAUUUUAGACAAGUAUUAUAGUUGACAAAACACAGGCAUCUAACAGAGGGUAAUGUCAACCUCAUGCGUCCCCAGUUUUCCCAAUAAUGGACUUUAAUCUGACUUUGAAAUACUCGAAUGGUACUUAAAUGAGAUGUUAAGAGACUGAAAUAAAACAAAUUUCCAAACAAUUUUUCCAGUACUAUGUUCCCUCCAUGGUUUAGAGCAGAUGGUAAAACCUGCAUUUUAGUGAGUACCUGGCUGAUUUUUUUUAAGCUAUAUAUAUAUAUUUGUUUUUGGCCCUUAGUCAACUGUUAAUUGACUAAGGGCCAAAAUUGAGGUAAUAUGAAAGAUACUCUUUGUUCAGUUUGAUAUGACAAUGGCAGCUGAAUGAGCAUGCACCCUAAAUGUGCAGAAAAUAUAUAGUAAGGAGCACUACCAAAUGCUGACAAUGUUAAGAAUAUCCAAAGUGAACCUGUUGAACUUCAUGCUGAUGAAGAACAAUGCAUUAUCUACCAGAGGCAAUUGGACAGCCCCUUCUUCCACAAGCAUGUUCUUGAAACUAAUGCAUGAAGAUUCCAGUUUGGAUGCACACCAUAGAUCUUCGACUAAGAAAUGUUGACUCUUCAAGAUAUUAACCUGAAGUGUGCCAGUUGCAAAUAAAGACGUAACUUAUGUACAA